Molecule: messenger RNA, 609 nt
Organism: Symbiodinium pilosum
Lineage: Eukaryota; Dinophyceae; Suessiales; Symbiodiniaceae
Source: the annotation of a GenBank genome assembly
UCUGCUGUGGACGAGCAAGGGACUUCACACCAGCUCAUGCCAUACUUCCCGGCUGAUUGGCAUACACAACCCCAACUGCAGUCUCAAAUCCAUAUGUCUCCCAGGCUGUCAGCUAAUGCGACGACCACACGCACAGCCAAAUUUGCAAGACCACAGGGAGAUUUGUGCAUCAUGCUCACACCACUCACACCUAGGCCUCACCCUUUAGAUGCAUACUUGGUCUACACACCCGAGUGGGACGACAGCACCUGCCUGGAGACACAUGCAAACAUUCGUAAGAGGUGUGAGGAGAAUGCUGGGACCAAGAGCUGGCUAAGCGGCAUGCGGGCAGCACUGAAAUGGCUGAAGACCACCGUGCUCAACGCAUCUGAUGGAGCGCCGAAGAAGUUCUACUUGAGGCAGGAGAACUUCUUGGAGAUUGAGGCGACGUGUAAGUACAACGAGGAGGAGGACAGCGACACUUGGAGUGUCUCCUGGUUUAACAUCAAUGGCAAGUCUAGAGGUGGCUCGCUGGAAGGGUUCACAGUCGGCGUGAAUGUGCCUGUGGCUUUCUUCAUUAUCUCAGCAGAAGGCACCUUGCAACUUCUUAGUAAGCCCAUUCUUCAGUGA